Aspergillus uvarum CBS 121591 is the source of this 1104-nucleotide messenger RNA. RefSeq lists its product as uncharacterized. NCBI's taxonomy places the organism in Eukaryota, Fungi, Ascomycota, Eurotiomycetes, Eurotiales, Aspergillaceae. Bases 204 to 794 code for a protein of 196 amino acids. The record is from RefSeq and is a predicted model, not a curated record. The transcript has a single exon.
AUUACCGGUAUUCACUUGAGGUGAUGUGAGAGGAUCAUUGUUGCGAAUAAUCCAUCCACACCCGUUGCGCACCUGGGCCAUCAGAAUUCGAUAGAGCCACAAGACGACCACGACCACUUCAACCAGCAGGCACCACCCAUUCAUUCCGAUUCAUCCUUCGACGGAGUCGGGGGCGGGGUCGGAAUCGGGCGACGAUCGGAUGGAUGAUGCAUUCACCCGCCCCUCCUUCCUCCUCUUGGGCAAUUUCUUUUCCUUCAGGUUUCUCUGCCCGCGCGAGAAAGCUGCUGGCUGUGUCUUGUGCGCCACACACCCCCACGGGGCUGCCUUUAUUAUCAUUAUUGCAGGAAAGGGAAUCCUUUCAAAAUCAACAAAAAAAAAAUCCGGGAAAGGUUGGUAGUGGUUUGGCAAGCAGCACAAAAACAGGUGCGAUGUCGGAUGUCGGACUUUCCUGGUCUGGGCGGGUGAUCAAGACAGCCCGACUUCUCCAAUCACAACACCUGACCUUAAUCCCAACGGUCCAGCCUAUUGUGUUUUUCUCGCCUCGAUUGACUGAUGCUGGGGUCUUGACUGCACUCUGCAGCCAUGCAGCACUUUUGGAGAGGGGAAAUGGGCGAUGUGACAGCCUUCCUAGGGGUGGUGUGGACCACGGAAGCCCGCCUCCAAGGCUCAGCAAUCCUAGGCACCCAACUUCCAACAGGGCCAACGACCGGAUAGAAUUCCAUCAUCCAUCAUUAUUAGCCACGCGUGAGACUACGAGUAAUAUGGCCCGUCAGCUAUUAAUGCCCUGCGCUUGACUAGGCGACAGAGUCGGGGUCGGAUUACGGGUCUUAGCGCGCUAGGGUUCCUCGUGCAUUAUUGGGCCAUGUUCCUUCAAUCUAUGUGACACCAUCCGCCCCCGUUAAGGACCUGCCCGAGUGGGCACAGUCUGAAAUUUGCCCGAUUUGACCUGCUGAACGGGGCCACUUCCACAAUUUACUGAGUACAUUCUCCGAGUCUACCAUCCAGGCAGGAGGCCCGGUGGCGACGCAGCAGUAGUUUUUCAGGCACCAAUGCAAGGCUCAUCUCGAAGGAUUAAACAGAGAGGCCAUGCAGCUUCGGAAGGAU